Molecule: messenger RNA, 1649 nt
Organism: Closterium sp. NIES-67
Lineage: Eukaryota; Viridiplantae; Streptophyta; Zygnematophyceae; Desmidiales; Closteriaceae
Source: the annotation of a GenBank genome assembly
CACGCGGAAGCGCGGACUGGCUCGCCACUGCCGGUCGUAGCUGACGCGGAAGUUGGUCAUCCCGCCGCGAAACACGGCGCGGCUCUGCUUCAGCUCCCAAGGCACAGCAUCCUCCCCGCUCCUGAAAUAACUCGAGCUCAGAUCCACCGGGUCGGGGUAGAGUAUAUCAAUGCUCCCGGGAGCGCCGUGCGGGCUGAAAAUCGGGAGGCCGGCGCGACGAUCCGCGAUCGACGCGGCUUUGCUGAUGUGCAAGUCGCAGGUGCUGAGGUAGAACUCGGCGUUGAGCGAGUGCAGCUUGUACGUUUCGAUCGCGUCCUUGAUCAUGAGAAUCGAGAAGACGAAGCGGCGCAUGCGGUACCAGUGGAACUCGAAUCCGCCGAAGCGGAAGAAGAUCUUCCCGUUGACUAUGCGCACGUGACCGGAGCACGAGAGCACCUGCGUAGUAGCGUUUCGUGGUGGAGGAGGGGAGGCGCGGCAGCGGUUGCGUCAGAACGAUGUUCAAACGGGGCCAGUCGCGGCAGGGCAUGGGAAACGUUACGAGGCAAACGAAGCUAUCCGAUCCGAUCCACGCUAAAAAGAAGACUUGAGCGCGGGGAAUGAAAACAAGGCUAUGGUAGAGAGCCGAAAUGUGAAGAGAGGAAAGGCAAUGGGAAGAGACAGAGCGGAAGAAAACCGCGAAAUCAGCUUCUUUUGUACUCACGUUCGCCAUCCGGCCCAUGCGGUGUAAGAUCCUCGGGCUGAUCAUUCCCCGUGCGCCCAUUCCCUUCUUCACGCCGGGAAUCCCCAUCCAGGGGCGCAGAUACGAGUGCGCAAGGCACGCCAGGCGGCGCACGCGGGAGGAGCCGCUGCGCGCAGCCAGCUCAGGGAAAGCCGCGAGAUCAGCCACGCACUCGUCGUCGCUUGCAAUGUCGGGGAUCCCGCAGGAGCCGAAACCGGCCUCGUAGAAUCUCUCGACGGUUGUCUCCGCUACAGCCGCUACAGCCGCUGACUCAGUCACUGCGUUUCGCGAGCUCUCCCCGUGAUAUUUCGAGGGUGAUGCACUGAAGCUGUCGGAUUCGAGUUCCUUCGUAGUGAUUCCGUGUUGAAGGUGGCUGCCGACUAAGCGCCGGACGGGCUGAUUGCGUAACGCCUUGGCGAUGUCGAGCUGGUUUCGUUCAAGUGUCUCGCUGGGGCUGUCGUCAUCCUGGCAUUUUAGGGGGGGAAAACGGAUUUGAGUACAAGGUGAAUACAACAAAUGGGGGGGUUGGGGUGGGGGGGACCGUGGGUUCGGCCCCCCCUAAUAUUCUCACUUCAUACAGUUAGGCAUGCUAAGUCGGACUUUUUGACUGUGUGAGCGCCGUACGCUGGCAUCAUGCAACUCACCAUCAAGCUGUUAGGCGUGCUGCAGAAAACAAACGACGAGCUGGCGAAGAGCCAGAAAAGCAGUGCUAGCAGGCAUCUCGAAGCGUGCAUAUUUGCGCCUGUCACGGUCAACGAUGCUUAUUUGGUCCGAGCGAUCAACACAGGAGCUGCUGUUUUUCUGGACGAGAGUUGAGAUGUGAGCGUUUGGAGUUGCUUCAGCAGAAGUCAAUAGGUAACUGAUCGGGAUAAUUUUUUAGAAAGUUGGUUGUGUAGGUGAGCUUGGGAGAUUGUUGAGAAAUUUAUCCCGC